Suillus subalutaceus is the source of this 1117-nucleotide messenger RNA. RefSeq lists its product as uncharacterized. The record is from RefSeq and is a predicted model, not a curated record. Lineage: Eukaryota; Fungi; Basidiomycota; Agaricomycetes; Boletales; Suillaceae. Bases 92 to 1117 code for a protein of 341 amino acids. The transcript is spliced from 13 exons.
GUUAACCAGAGACCACAUCUACAGGUCUCGCUUGUCUGCACUUUCACUAUUUUGUCAAGAAUGGAUGCUAUGACCAUCGAUCACGCGAUCUAUGACCUUGGGUUCACUCCAGGCUCAACAGAUUGUCUUGGUGACUAUCGCGAGCUUCACGGUUCUGUGUUGGGAUCACAUAAUUACUUUCGAGGACGAGGUAGAUUUGAUCUGGUGUAAACCCAAAGGGUUUGUUGUGUAUCUAUUUCUGCUGGUACGUGAGCCUCCGUCUGACGCUUCCGAAAAUACAUUUUACUUCAAUUUCAAGAAUCGAUAUGUCACGCCUCUGGGGUUUGUCAUCAACAUUGUUGGUGAGCUCUCUUCUCGUAUUAUAGGUCACUCUUCGUUGAAAUAUAUUGUCAGCGUUGACCCUCCCCACUUGGUCUACAGAGGGUGCAGACCUGCUACUAGAAUACCGGCCCGGGGUCUCACGAUACCGGGUCUCCUCUUUUUAGUCUGGGUUGCACUUGAGGCGUAUGCCAUGGCUCGUGGAGAAAUGGUUUCCAUUACUCAACAAGUACACUCCUGCCGUGAGAUUCAUGACUUUCCGCUGACACUCUCUGCUGCUCGGGCAUGGAUACCUUUGGCAUAUGACUCAGCCCUCUUUACCAUGACCCUAUGGAUCACUGUGCCCCUCAUCCGGAGUAAAGGAGCUGGGCUCAGACUGCUAUACGAAGGUGCAUUGUACUAUCCUGUCAUUUUCUCUGCCAACCUAGUACUGACUGUGAUGAUCGUACGAGCGCCCCCGGGUCAGAAAGGUGUUGCUGCUCAAUCAGUGUACUUGUUAACAGUUGUAAUGACGUCGCGCGUCACACUAAAUCUUAAAAAGCAAAUGGGGUCACCGGUAGUUUAUACCUCCGGUGACCAAACCCGAAAUUACUCCAUGCACUCUCCUACUCUGUCGAAGUCUGCAGCCUCACUUGAACCCCGGCAAACGCCAAAUCUACAGCUUCAAUCACAACACUUGACAGUUAUCUCAUGCCCCCCUAUGUCAGUCGUCUCAAUGGACGCUGAUCUCAUGGACGAUACCCAAUCUUUAGAAGAUAGACUACAGAAUAGGACUUAUGCUGAUGUAGAGUCGCAGUGA